AGUACAGAAAGGCCAGAGAGCUGGGAAGAAACGGGAACAAGACACCAACCAUGAACUCCGGCCAGUCUGGGGGUUGCCCAUGCCAGGGCUCUGCCGGCCGCCCAGCUAUUCUGUAUGCACUGCUGAGCCCCAGCCUCAGGUCCAGGCCCAUGGCACCGGCAUCUCGCAGCCACUGUCUGUGCCAGCAGCAUCGGCCUGUUCAUCUGUGUGCCCCACACCGCACCUGCCGGGAGGCUCUGGAUGUCCUAGCCAAGACAGUGGCAUUCCUCCGGAACCUGCCGUCCUUCUGCCACCUGCCCCGCGAGGAUCAGCGUCGGCUGCUGGGGGGCUGCUGGGGCCCUCUCUUCCUGCUUGGGUUGGCCCAAGAUACUGUGACCUUUGAGGUGGCUGAGGCUCCGGUGCCCAGUAUACUUAAACAAAUCCUACUGGAGGAACCCAGCAGCAGUACCCAGGGUACCCAGCAACCAGACCGGCCACAACCCUCACUGGCUGCUGUGCGGUGGCUCCAGCGUUGUCUGGAGUCUUUCUGGAGCCUUGAACUGGGUCCCAAGGAGUAUGCCUAUUUGAAAGGAACCAUUCUCUUCAACCCAGAUGUGCCAGGCCUCCAUGCCUCCUGCCACAUCGCCCACCUGCAACAGGAGGCUCACUGGGCCUUGUGCGAAGUCCUGGAGCCCUGGUACCCAGUUAGCCAAGGCCGCCUGGCCCGAAUCCUCCUCAUGGCCUCCACUCUCAAGAACAUUCCCUGCAGCCUGCUGGUGGACCUCUUUUUCCGCCCUAUCAUCGGAGAUGUUGACAUCACUGAACUGCUCGAAGACAUGCUUUUGCUGCGGUGACCUGCAGAGUGGGGUCCGGAGCUUCCAAAGGGGAGGAGCUCAACUCCCCAGAUGUAGCCCUCACUUCAGCCACAGCCCCAGUUUGGACUUCCUUGGCUUGGACACAAUGUGCUACUAACUGCCUAAUAGGCCCUUGGUAGCCCCCCAAAACUUCUGGGCCAGGGCCAGGGAUGGGAGCAUGAAUAAGGCUGUAAUACAUCAAGCCAGAACUCCUCCUGACUUUGUAUAGAACUAAACUAAGUUAUUGAUUUUUGUAAUAAAAGGUGUGACCAACUGA
Alexandromys fortis (reed vole) is the source of this 1110-nucleotide messenger RNA. RefSeq names its product nuclear receptor subfamily 0 group B member 2 (gene Nr0b2). The transcript has 2 exons. Lineage: Eukaryota; Metazoa; Chordata; Mammalia; Rodentia; Cricetidae. Gene Ontology annotation, biological process: negative regulation of transcription by RNA polymerase II; circadian rhythm. The record is from RefSeq and is a predicted model, not a curated record. Gene Ontology annotation, molecular function: transcription factor binding; transcription corepressor activity. Gene Ontology annotation, cellular component: cytoplasm; nucleus. Bases 51 to 833 code for a protein of 260 amino acids.